Messenger RNA from Salpingoeca rosetta, 1231 nucleotides. RefSeq lists its product as uncharacterized. The coding region runs from base 17 to 1231 and encodes 404 amino acids. The record is from RefSeq and is a predicted model, not a curated record. The transcript has 11 exons. NCBI's taxonomy places the organism in Eukaryota, Choanoflagellata, Craspedida, Salpingoecidae.
GUUGUAAAUUUCGGCAAUGCAGCGGAGCGGACGGCUGGCGAGCGCGGUGGUGGUGUUGCGGCAGUACCUGCCUGGCAAGCAUGUGGUGCGGGUGCAACCACGCGCUGCAGCAGCAAGGGAUGGUGGUGGUUUGAGUGGGAAGGCAGGAGAUGCGGGUGGAGGCCAGUACAAGGGUCGGCAACGGGAGGAUGGUUGGAACAGAGCGAGCACGGCGGUGGUACACUAUGUGUUGUUGGAGCGGCCAGUGACUGGCAGGGAUGCAAGCGCCGCAGAGGGCGCAACAAAAACAACCACGAUGAAGAUGCCGUCACGACUAGCGUUGAUGCUGUCGUCUCUCACAUCGCAGCCUCUUCGAACUCGACUGGAACACGUAUUCUUGCCUCGUGACUACCGAGCGAGCGUAUCCCCAAAGUUUCUCGACUACUGCAAGUGGCAGUUUGUACAUAUGACCACGAUGACGGCAUCGGGCGUCCUAUCUAUGCAGUCUCUCCUCUACGCCGUGGGCGUGGGUGCAGGGAGCGUCCCUCUUGCUGCAGCCAUCAACUGGAUUCUCAAGGAUGGGCUCGGGCAGCUUGGCGGCAUGUUGUAUGGCAGCAUAUUUGGCACGCGGUUCGACGACGACCCGAAGCGGCAGCGCUUCAACGCCGUGCUCUCACUGCAGGUGAGCGGGAUCGUGGACAUCAUCACGCCGCUUUUCCCGCACCACUUCCUCCUCCUCGCCUCCGUGUCCAACUUUGGCAAGAACGUGUCCUAUCUUGCCAGCUCGGCAACGCGCGCGCAGAUGAAUCUCAGUUUCACCCGCACGUCAAACCUCGGGGACGUGACGGCGAAGAUGACGUCCCAGAGCAUCGCCGCAAGUGUUUUCGGCACGGGCCUGGGUAUCCUCGUGUCAAAGGUGACAGGAACCGAAGCGGCGCUAUUGAUGGCAGCUUACGUCCCGCUCUCCCUCGUCAGCAUUGGAGGCAACUACUACAGCUCCAAAUUUGUCUCCCUGAAGACAUUCAACGUGCAGCGCGCUGAGAUCCUGGCCCGUCACUACUUCACAACAAAGGUUUGCACCCCUUAUGUAGCCAUGCAGGGCGGCCUCGACGAUGCGCAAGCUCCACUGGAAGCGAUACCGCCACCGCCUGUGGUUGCUGAGGCGGAGGGGAUUGUGACGGCUGCGCGCGUGUACCGCACCCCGCUCCAUGUCGGACCAAACAUCGCCACCCUCCCCUGGCAGCAGUUAUAG